Cyprinodon tularosa is the source of this 1164-nucleotide messenger RNA. Its product is annotated as C-type mannose receptor 2-like. The record is from RefSeq and is a predicted model, not a curated record. The transcript is spliced from 5 exons. The coding region runs from base 124 to 1164 and encodes 346 amino acids. NCBI's taxonomy places the organism in Eukaryota, Metazoa, Chordata, Actinopteri, Cyprinodontiformes, Cyprinodontidae.
CUUUGAUACCAACAGUUUAUCUGAGGCAGUUUUCAGCAGAGCAUCAAUAAAAGAACGUCCCAUUUACUGAGGAGAAAUAGAAGCAGAGAGACUGAAGGAAAAUAUUUUCAACCAACAUUAAAGAUGCAGUGGUUUGUGAUUCUGCUGUAUCUGAUGGGACAGAUUUGUUUCAUCAACUGUCAGCUCUAUGAGUAUCACUACAUUAAUAAGGAUAUGAACUGGACUGAAGCUCAGCAGUACUGCAGAGAGAAACACACUGACCUGGCCACAGUGUCUAACAUGGCAGACAUGAAGAGACUCAACAGUACCAGAGCAGGAGAUAAGAGGGAGGCUUGGAUUGGUCUGUAUGAUCAGACAGAUGUUAACAGAACAUGGUACUGGUCUCUGCCUGGAGUGGAGUUCAAUGAAAGGGAGACAAACUGGGGCACAAAUGAACCAACAGAUAAAGGAAAUGGAAAUCCUGAGAACUGUGGAUAUUUAAAUAAGGACCUUAACUGGACAGAUACUGGUUGCCAACAUACAUACCAUUUCCUCUGUUAUGAUGAAUCUAAUAGAACCCAGAAAUACCACUUGAUUAGAGAGAAGAAGACCUGGCAGGAAGCUCAGAGUUACUGCAGAGAGAAACACACAGACCUGAUCAGUGGAAUGAAGCAGCUACAGAAUGGAGAACUGGAGGAAGUGAUGAAGUCUGUGGGAUAUGGAACAUACAUAUAUUUUGGUCUUUUCAGAGUCACCUGGAGGUGGUCAGAUGGAAGCAGCUUCUCUUUCAGACACUGGAAUAUCCAGUUAAACAAUCUUCAAUAUAACAUUGAAAAUAAAACCUGGGAGGAUGCCUUAUACUACUGCAGAGAUCACUACCAUGACCUGGUCACCAUCACCAGCCUGGAUGAGCAGAGAUGGAUCCAGGAGAAAGCCAAGAAGGCCUCGACUGAUUAUGUCUGGAUUGGACUGCGCUACAACUGCUUGAUGAAGGCCUGGUUCUGGGUCUGUAAGGAGAACUGGGGCAGCAAUCAGAGCCCAGCCUCAGAAAGAUGGAAGAAUGACUGUGACAUGUCUGGAGCCAUGGAUGCAGGAGGACAACAUAAGUGGUUCCAGAGAAAUCCCUCAGAGGAAUUGAAUUUCAUUUGUUCUAAGAUUCUGGCUCAUUCUGUUCUGGUGGCAUGA